UGCACUCUGUGGACCAAUCACAGCAGAGCAUACGGCAGCGAGGGACAACAGUUUAGGGGGUGAUGGCGCCCAGCUCGAAAUCCGAAAAGGACGACAGCAAACAGAAGGCUCAAAGAAAACGCAAAGAUCAUGUCGUGAAGCUUCUAAUGCGGGGCAAGCUUUCAGGGCAGUUUUCUCAGCGGCUGUUCAGAAAGCUGCCACCUCGAGUAUGUGUCCCUCUGAAAAACAUAGUCAGCGAGGAGUUCCUGAGAGCAGGACAUAUCUUUCUUGGUUUCACAAAAUGUGGCCGCUACGUGCUGUCCUACACAAGCGACUGUGGAGAAGAUGAUGACUUUUCUUUCUAUACCUACCAUCUGUACUGGUGGGAGUUCAACCUUCACAGUCGACUCAAACAGGUCCAUCAUGUACGUCUGUUUGCUGGAGAAGAAAUCUACAGUGACCUGUACUUGACUGUGUGUGAGUGGCCUAAUGACCACUCUAAAAUAGUCAUCUUUGGCUUCAAUACACGCAGUUCAAGCUCUGUUCUGAUGAACCUAAUGAUGAGUGAUGAGAACAACAGAGACAUCUACAUCACCAUCGCCUCCAUGCCUCCUCCUAAACCUUGUUCCCACUGCUGCCCUGUUCCAACAGCCUCAACCAUACGCACAGGAAGUGGUGAGUGUCUGGAGCAUGGCUAUGUUCUCAACAGCAGGUACCAGGUGGUGUAUCCGUUUCCCACGUUCCAGCCUGCUUUCCAGCUGAAGAAAGACCAGGUCAUUCUGUUGAACACAAGCUAUUCUCUAGUGGCCUGUGGGAUCUCUCUCUGCCCAGGUAAAAAGGGUCAGUCAUCACAGAUCCUCUACACAAAGAAGGCAGCUUUUUCAAAUCAAACCGCUGCAUCUUUACCCACCACUUCUUCGGCAUCUUCUUCUUCGCUACCUCAGGGAUGUACAGAAAGCCAAGUGCCAGCUUGCAGACCCACUCCAGUUCCCUCUUCUCCUUGCCAGUCACAAGCAGCCGUGCGAGCCCGAGAGUUUGCUGCUGACCUCUUCAGACGGGCCCAGGGAGGAGGAGGAGGAGGAGGAGGGAAAGAAAGUGAAGGCCAGACAGAAAGGAAAACAGCUGAUGGUGUUGAAAAAGAGGCAGCACAGACAUCCCGAGAUGAGAGUAUAAAUGUAGAUGAGAGGAGGAGAGAGGAGGAGGACCGUAGAGAGAGUAAGGAGGCAGAGAGGAGAACUAGUUUACCUGAAGCAUCAACAUCAAGUGUGAACCACAGUCUGUCGUCUUGCUCUGAACAAGUGAUGUCUCCUGCCUCCUUGUGUUUGUCACCAUCAUCACCUCCCACUCCUUCAUCCCAGGAGGCUUCCUCUAGUGAGCCUGGUUAUGUCAACUAUUCACGCCUUCACUACCGCCUCCAACAGCCAGGGGCAGCAGAGCAGAAUACAGGAGGUUAUGAAGAUGAUAAAGUUCAGCUACCGUUCACAGUCACUGACCUUAAAGGAAGAAACCUGCAGCUGGUUACAGGGCCGCACAGUGGACAGAGUGUGUGUGUGGAGCAGCUAACUCUGGACUUUGAGUAUCUUAUAAAUGAGGUUAUCAGGAGCGAUGCUUCCUGGGCCCCUCAGUUCUGCUCCUUCAGCGACUAUGAUGUUGUGAUUCUGGAGGUGUGCCCGGAAACCAACACUGUGAUGAUCAACAUCGGUCUGCUGUUACUGGCCUUCUCUAACUCAGACGAGGAGCACUGCAGGCCAAACACGUACCAUUCCAACCUGCAGGUGAGCUGGGACCUGAACUCAGGUGUCUGUUGCACUGUAGGUGUAGGUGAACUUACAGAGGUCAAGGGUCAGACGAGUGGGAGUGUGUGGAGCUCUUACAGGAAGUCUUGUGUGAACACCGUGAUGAAGUGGUUGGUUCCUGAGUGCAGCUCGCGCUACAUUAAUCGCAUGACCAACGAGGCUUUACACAAAGGUUCAUCCCUACAAGUGUUAGCUGACAGUGACCGAUGUACCUGGAUUGUGUUAUGAAUAGGGGCCACAAACACUCAGAGAUGCACCUCAAUAAGACCUCAUCGCCAGUACAGAGCUCAACUUUACUCUGAGCAAAACUGCGCACGUUCAAUGGAUCUAACAUGUAGUUAAAACAUGCGUCUAUUUUAAAGUGAAAAUGAGCGCUCUAGGUUAAAUACUGUAAAGAAUUUUUUAGAUGUCCUGUGUUUUAUUUUACACGUUUCAUAUUUUUGUUAUUAACACCAAAACAAAGAGCUGGACUGAAACAAGAUUUAGCUUUACAUUUUUUUAUACAUUGUGUACUGUUAUUAUAGUGUGGACGUUUGUUGUACUUCUGUUUGUAAAUGAACGUAUGCAUUAUCUGCACCUGUGUGAUUUCCACAAGGGUAUAUUAUCCAGAGAAUAAAUGUGUGUAUGUAUGAGUGUACGCAUGUUUAAUGUGUUUGUUACAUUUGAAACAUUCUGCUGCUUCUGAACAAGUUGUUGCUCUGGACCAGUUUAAAGUAUCUUUGUUCAUUUGUAAUGCUGCAGUAUUUAAAGUAAACAUGUCCAACAUGUUUUUUUUAGUGUGUCAUUGAAGUGGAGGGUUUGGUUCAGCUGGUUAACAUCACACACUGUUGACCAGCAUACACAUAAAACUGUUCCAUUGGACUAUUUUGUCAAAAUAAAAUGUUUAAAAGGUU
Messenger RNA from Cheilinus undulatus (humphead wrasse), 2668 nucleotides. RefSeq names its product DDB1 and CUL4 associated factor 15 (gene dcaf15). Gene Ontology annotation, biological process: protein ubiquitination. The transcript is spliced from 13 exons. Gene Ontology annotation, cellular component: Cul4-RING E3 ubiquitin ligase complex. The coding region runs from base 63 to 2003 and encodes 646 amino acids. The record is from RefSeq and is a predicted model, not a curated record. Lineage: Eukaryota; Metazoa; Chordata; Actinopteri; Labriformes; Labridae.